This is a messenger RNA of Melopsittacus undulatus (budgerigar), 4020 nucleotides long. It is a transcript of the gene NIT2, whose product is annotated as nitrilase family member 2. The transcript has 11 exons. Gene Ontology annotation, cellular component: mitochondrion. Lineage: Eukaryota; Metazoa; Chordata; Aves; Psittaciformes; Psittaculidae. Gene Ontology annotation, biological process: L-glutamine metabolic process; oxaloacetate metabolic process. Gene Ontology annotation, molecular function: omega-amidase activity. The coding region runs from base 26 to 874 and encodes 282 amino acids. The record is from RefSeq and is a predicted model, not a curated record.
GAGGGUGGAGCCGGGACGCUCGGGAAUGCAGGCGGUGCACGGAGCCAUGGCCAACUUCCGCCUAGCUCUUAUUCAGCUCCAUGUAUCUGCUAUUAAAUCGGAGAACCUUCAACGAGCCUGUGGGCUGGUGAGAGAAGCAUCAGCUAAAGGAGCCAAAGUUGUAGCUCUUCCUGAAUGCUUUAAUUCUCCCUAUGGAACCAAAUACUUCAAGGAGUAUGCAGAGAAGAUACCUGGGGAAUCAACACAAAAGCUCUCAGAAGUCGCAAAGGAGUGCAGCAUAUAUCUUGUUGGAGGAUCCAUUCCAGAAGAGGAUUGUGGAAAACUGUAUAAUACAUGUGCUGUCUUUGGGCCUGAUGGUGCGAUGCUGGCAAAGCACAGGAAGGUUCAUUUGUUUGACAUUAAUGUUCCUGGGAAGAUACAGUUCAAAGAGUCUGAAACACUGAGUCCAGGGAAUAGUUUCUCCAUGUUUGAUACUCCAUACUGUAAAGUGGGCCUGGGCAUCUGCUAUGAUAUCAGAUUUGCUGAGAUGGCUCAAGUCUACGGACAGAAAGGUUGCCAGCUGCUGAUCUAUCCAGGGGCUUUUAACCUGACAACAGGACCAGCCCAUUGGGAACUGCUACAAAGAGGGCGAGCUGUUGAUAAUCAGGUCUAUGUAGCUACAGUAUCUCCUGCAAGAGAUGAAAAAGCAUCCUAUGUUGCCUGGGGACACAGCACUGUAGUAAAUCCAUGGGGUGAAGUCAUAGCCAAAGCUGGGGCUGAGGAAACAGUUUUAUACACAGAUAUAGAUCUGAAGAAACUUGCAGAAAUACGUCAACAGAUUCCUAUUUUAAGCCAGAAACGUUGUGAUCUCUAUGGCAUAGAGAUGAAAAAGUGAAGCUGGGUGAAUAGGAGGGUGAAGUUGGCAAAAUGGCUGCUGCUUUCAUCUUUGGAAGGCUUCCUUUAUUAGCUGUUCCACAAUCUACUGCUACAUGUGCCAGUUAAUUUAAAAAUUAAAAAAACAAAACAACAAACCAUCAAAGAAACAAACCAGAAAACCCCACAGCCACCAAAAACAGCCCAAAAAACCAACCAGCCAACACAAACAAAAAAUUUGCUGGUGUAAUUCUAAAAUUGAUCCAAAUACAACUUUUCUAUCUCUUCUUGUACUCUAGUAUUUCAUACUAGUUUAACAGCUAUGCUAAAGAUGGAGGUAAAAUCAAUUCAACACAGUAAUAGUUAAUACUUCUUUUUACAUAUCACAGUGGUUUAGUUAGCUUUUGGGGAGUUUUUGUGUGGAACAUAGAAAUGGGAACCUUGUCCCCUGAAGUCAGUCAGCUUUUGUAUUACAAACAUUUCAAUGAAUUAUCAAAUAAUCUAGAAGCACGGUUCUUCCACCUCUCAGCUGUAUGUGCCUUAAAGUUCCCUGAAUGCCCAGCAUCUAUACUUGGAAAGCUUAAAAUUUCAUACACUAAGCAAAACAGGCCAAAUCCUGCCCUGCAUGAUUUAGGGGUAACAAUCCAAGAAGCUGCCAGACUGGAGUACUACUAUAGAAGAAUCUGUAACAGGGUUUGGCUCAUGUCUUUCCUCAAAUAUAUGUAUUAAAUUCUCCUUACUGCAAUUCUUGUUUGGUACUGAAGUGGUGCAGGUUACUGUUAAAGCAAUUCGCAUGAUGCACACCUUUGCUCUGUAUACUGCGUCUUUAAUACAAUGUCUGACUAGGUUUUAAUUUUGCUGCCUGGCAGUCUUCACCCGAAAAGGGUGAAAGGAGUCAGUCAAAGGGUUAGAAAACUUACUGCACUGACUGAAGUCUUUUUGCCCACCAUCUUUGUAAAGACAGGUACUUUAACUGCUCAGUGUUUAAAUGCGUUAUUGCUACCAAAGCAAAUGGAAACAUUCCUCACAUGAUUGCUCUUGCUGAAGGCUUAAACUGAUUACUAAAGGUAGCUUUAAAUGCUUAAAACCAGCCCUUACCACUAGGCUUUUAGUUUUUCAUCAGCAAAAAUGGUAAAGCAGUAAGGCUAAAGAUUUCAGAAUACAAAAUGGAGAGGGUUGUCUUGCUGUAGCUGCCAGUUUCCCUCAAAACCACCUUACCUUUUUAUGUUUAGCCAUCCUCCUCUUCCCACAGCUUCUCUCCUGACCCAUUUUUUAAUGUUAUUUUGGCCUCUCUGGAACAAGCUAUGUCUGUGUGAGGAAAAUUAACCCUGAGGCUUCUUUCCCUUCAAAAGACAGGUCACACCUUUCCACACCAUGGCAUUACCUAUUCCAGCAGGCAGUUUGUUUGGUCUGUAAUUUUUUGCUGCAUUUUGGUGUACAUACUGUACUGGAACUCUUUAAGAAACAAGCCAUGGAGCAUAAAGUGAAAUGAAGAUUUGUUGAAAAAUAAAUAUUUAAAAAACAAUUACAAUUUGAGGCAAGUUUCCUGCAUUAGAUUAGUGCCUCCCACAUUCUCAGCCAAUAGCAUCCAUGACGGCCAUCACUGGGCUCCAACUUCUGAAUCACAGCAGCUAUUACACAUCCAUGUUUCUGAACUACUCCACCUGUCUUCCCCUUCCCUCCCCUCUUAAUAGUAUAACAUGCAGCAGAGCCGGAGCUAACUACUGCCUUUGGAGAAUUAUAGUGCAGAAUUCUCAUAGGCUGACCCCUGAAUCUGAAAAAUGCAAAGUGCAGUCAGCACAAGCAAUAGGGGAGAGUGUCUGAGUAUCUCUAGUGAGCUACUUCAGUGAACUUUUCUGAAGAGGAGACAUGAGCUCAAUCCUCUUCAGCCUGUCAGAACAGCUUCUAAGCACCAUAAGUUUAGCAGGAUGUUUUAAGGGAUCUCCAGUGUGACCCACUCAGAAGCAAUACAGAUGGGACUGAAUUUUGUGGGGUUCAGUGAAAAAAGGUGCAAUACCCAUUAUCAGCUAAGUAAUACCUGAAGCAGUCCCUACUCAAUCUCUCUGUUGGUACAAAACAGGCACUUUAACUAUCUGUAUUAUAAAUAUGCACCCAUAUUCUUUAAGUACAGAAAAACAGCCAGUAACAAACCUGAAAUAGCUCCAGAAUUUCAGCCUGCAAUAAUUUAAAGUCUUUUUGAAGAAACAACAGAAAACACAGCAAUGCCUAUUGUAUCAGGCAGUGUUAUUACCAGUGCAGGUGGGAACCUUGGUUAAAGCUCCACCUAAGCUGCUCUCAGUAAUCCCAAAAUAAGUUACAGUACAGCUCCCUAGUGUAUGUUAGUUCCCUCUUUACUUUCAAUCUACAAUUAGAUCCUAGUAAUUCAAGUCACAACUUCUAAUCUCUGCUUUGGCAAAGCUGUCUCCAAGAUGAACAACAGGGAUUUUUAUAUGAUCAGAAUUAGAACACAAGACAACUAUGUGUAGAAGUGACUUCCUGGAGUGCCUGGACUACACGAGGUUUAUCCAAGCUUUCACUAUCAGCUUCCUAUGUUUCAAUAGAUUUAUUUUGUUUAAAUAGCAGCAAUACUUGUUUCACUUUAGCUUUCCAUCCCUACUAAAGGAAGCUUUGCGUGCAGUUCCCAUGCACACCUGCUUCAAGUAAACCCUUAACUGUAUCAGCCAUUCACUAAACUGAUUCACUGAGGUGUUAGCCACCAGACUCCCAGCUUUCCUGGCUGGAUUUCCUUUUUCCCUGUAAUAUUCAGCUCUCAAAAUCAUAUCUCUGUGGGUGAUGGAUGCAGUCAUAGAGAAAAGACUUGUUAAUUCCAUGUCUCAUUUUUUCUUGAAGGUUGAAGUGGGAGAAGAUGAGAGGGAGUCAGUCAUCAUUAUUCUUCCCAGAGUCAGAGAAACCUCAAAUAAGAACAGAGAGCACCACUGCAGAACACUUUCAUCAAAACCUGUUCUUAUACAUGUCAGAGAGACAUAGUUGAAGGUCAUCAGUGCAGAGGUUGGAAGUUCCAGAAGAGAGCUGACACUCAUUAUGUGAAGUGUCCUUAGAAGCUGCCAGUACCUUCCACUGACUUCAAUUCUACACCAGUGCUAUGAUUUCAGAUCACCUACUGAGCUAGUUAAAAUAUAAUGAUUAAAUCUUUAUGUCUACUCUCCA